Epinephelus lanceolatus (giant grouper) is the source of this 2261-nucleotide messenger RNA. Its product is annotated as tumor necrosis factor receptor superfamily member 19-like. Gene Ontology annotation, cellular component: plasma membrane. Gene Ontology annotation, molecular function: protein binding; signaling receptor activity. NCBI's taxonomy places the organism in Eukaryota, Metazoa, Chordata, Actinopteri, Perciformes, Serranidae. The record is from RefSeq and is a predicted model, not a curated record. Gene Ontology annotation, biological process: positive regulation of JNK cascade; positive regulation of canonical NF-kappaB signal transduction.
ACAACAUAUCGACUCUCUAACCAGCCGAUCAGUGAUCACACUUUGCUCUGCCUGAGCUCGGUCAGCGCUGUGUGGGACCGGGUCUUUGAUGUCUGCGGGCUGAUCCCAGAUCAGAUACAUGCGCCUCAGAUCCAUAAAGCCACCCCCCUCUCCCCGCCUUUGAUGUGUGCGCCGAGUGUAGUCCCCCGGCUGCUGCUGCUGCUCCUCUGAGCUGGGCUGGAGCUGCAGCGCUGACAUGGUGAGCGGACCGGUGCGGGAAACACAGCACCACACCUCUCACCGGUCUGCCUUCGACUUUUAACAAUCAAUACUUUGAUCAACAGGAGCCUUUUAGCAGCUGCAGGCAACUCAUCAAAAUGGUUUGGAUCCUUCAACACACCUUCUCUCUUCUACUAACUGUGCACAUCAUAUGUUCAGCUCUGAUUCCUGUGGGGGCCGAGGAGGAGACCAGAGAAUGCAGAGAGCAGGAGUACAAGGACCGCUUUGGGAACUGUAAACCCUGCAAGCAGUGUGAUGCAGGACAGGAGCUAUCAAAGGAAUGUGGCUUUGGUUAUGGAGAGGAUGCCCGGUGCGUGCCCUGCCGGAGCAGUCGCUUCAAGGAGGACCGGAGCCUGCAGAAGUGCAAGCCCUGCCUGGACUGUGGACUCAUCAACCGCUUCCAGAAGGGCAACUGCUCCACCACCAGCAACGCUGUGUGUGGCGACUGUCUGCCGGGAUACUACAGGAAGACAAAAUUAAGUGGCUUCCAGGACAUGGAGUGUAUACCCUGUGGGGACCCUCCACCUCCUUAUGAGCCACACUGCAGUGGGCGUGUGAACCUGGUGCCGCUGCCCUCGGUGGUGACCAGCCCGCGGGACAUGGCCCUGGCCGCGGUCAUCUGCAGCGCUCUGGCCACCGUGCUGCUGGCCCUGCUGGUCCUGUGUGUCAUCUACUGCAAGAGACAGCUGCUGGAGAAGAAGCCCAGUGCGGCCUCUCUGAGGUCCCAGGAUUGUCCGUACAGCGGAGCAGAGCUGUCCUGCCUGGACCCACGCUGGCUCCACGACUUCCCCCAGAGACCCUGCUGCCAGUGUCACCUGGGCCCCGGACACACCUGUGGUCCAGUCCACCUGAUCCCGUCUCUGUGCUGUGAUGAGAGCUGCAGUCUGGGCCGCAGCCUGGACAACAGUCCCUUCCAGUCCCAGAUGAGCCUCAGUGACGGAAAUACACCCCAGGAUGAGGAGGGUCCCCCGACCCAGCUGGGAGAACAUCCAGAGUCUGCGUGCAAAGAGGCUGAUGGGAUGAGAGGGAGUUUAGAGCCUGCAGAGUGUCUCGGGCUGCCUCAGUGCAACGCCGAUCCUGCAGGGAGACUGGAGGUGGAAGAAGAAGAUGGGGAUGAAGAGGAAGGACGCAGGUCAAGGGAGAACUCGCCUGAGAGGACCAGACAGAGCUACAGUGAAGCUGUGACAGAUGCACUUCUCCCCAAACAGCACUCAAGUCAGGAAGGAUGACAUGGAUUUCUUUGGCUCGUGUUCCACCCUUGAACCACCCUGGACUCAACAACAGCCGCGGCCAGAUCCCGGAUCAGAUUACUCACUACAACCCCCCCCCCCAUCAUACAGACAAGCAGCAGCCACUCUCAAGUGUGGUCACACCCCGCCUCUUUGAAAUGCCUCCUGCUGACCUCAGAGCCCCUCGUCACUGGGUCCAAACAGAACAUGUACAUACAUAAAACAACAAAAGCACUGCUGAGGAAGGCAAAGCAUGAGGGCAAAGGGAUAGAAAUACACACACACACUCUCUCACACGCACACAAAAUGUGAACUCGCUGGCCCAGAAGGUGAAAUCAAAUGAAGUUCAAAUGUCAAGGACUAUUGACUUAUCAGCGCCGAGCAAAGUGAAUCAAAGUGAGCCUCUGCUCCGCCUCGAGAAUGUCUCGCAUCUUCACAUGUAGGAGAACAAACUGUACCACUGAUCUAGCAGCAGCUGGUGUUAUGAAGCUUUUGUGUGUAAAGGUAACAAAAUUUGAGGCGUGAAGAAAAAGUGUCAAAAGUAAUUAUGUUGCACAUUGAAGACAAUCUUGAUAAUAUGGAACAAGUAAAGACGAGGAAUGUUUAAGUGAUAAAUGUGUUGUAGAUACUGUAAAAUACUAAAUAGGUCAAUAUUUUUGUAACAUAGACAUGACUGACAAUGUUUUGCUUUUCUUCCCCCAGUUAUAGUGUUGAUGGUUGUGAUUGGUCACUGCCACAUAUUGUUUUUGUAAAUAAACCACUUGAACAAGUUUA